Messenger RNA from Hordeum vulgare subsp. vulgare (domesticated barley), 2188 nucleotides. RefSeq names its product cytochrome P450 87A3-like. Gene Ontology annotation, molecular function: iron ion binding; heme binding; oxidoreductase activity, acting on paired donors, with incorporation or reduction of molecular oxygen. Gene Ontology annotation, biological process: sterol metabolic process. Lineage: Eukaryota; Viridiplantae; Streptophyta; Magnoliopsida; Poales; Poaceae. Bases 456 to 1916 code for a protein of 486 amino acids. The record is from RefSeq and is a predicted model, not a curated record. The transcript is spliced from 9 exons.
UUUUGAGAGAAUAUUUUUGACAUCUGGUCUCAGAUCCAAAUAGGUGACAUCCCUCGCAUAGGAGAGAUAGGAUAUCCCUACAACCAAACGCAAUGCCCUUAUUUGUUGGAUCAGUUUUGAUCGCAUGGUGUGCGCGAGACCGGCCGAAGAAUCGGCCGGACUGUAGACGGAAACGUUUUCCAACCACCACAGAGCAUUACCACCAACUGCAACGAGUUGAGCAACCGCUGUCCUGCUCACAACCUUUACGUUUGAUGGGUCACCCAAAUCACGCCCAAAAAUCGCGCCCGCUGCUCUUUAGAUACCGAUCGACCGCGCUCGCUAAGCUAGCUACCUGAUGCGAUUUGGCUGGCUUUGGAUCGAUCACACGAGGCAUGUAGAAACCACGUGCGGCCAUGCAUGUAUUUCGUCCGCCGUUGGCACGCGCGUUUCCAACCUAGCUAGGUAGACAGCAGAUGGACGCCUCCGCGGGGCUCUCGGCCCUUGCCGCGGCGGCGCUGCUGCUGCUGCUGUACAGCGUGCACAGGUGGAGGAACCCUCGGUGCAGCGGCCGGCUCCCGCCGGGGUCCAUGGGCCUCCCGCUCAUCGGCGAGACCUUCCAGUUCUUCUCCCGCGACGCCUCCUUCGACAUCCCUGCCUUCAUCCGACACAGGCUCGCGAAGUACGGCCCGAUCUUCAAGACGAGCGUGGUGGGGCACCCGGUGGUGGUGUCGGCGGACGAGGAGCUGAACCACAUGGUGUUCCAGCAGGAAGGGGAGCUGUUCCAGAGCUGGUACCCGGACUCGUUCGUGGAGAUCUUCGGCCGCGACAACCUCGGGGAGCAGGAGGGCACCAUGUUCAAGUACAUCAAGAACAUCGUGCUCAGGUACUUCGGCCCCGAGAGCCUCAAGGAGUCCAUCCUCCGCGACGUCCAGCGCGCCGUCUGCAGCUCGCUCUGCACCUGGUCCACCCUGCCGGCCGUCGACCUCAAGGAAGCCGUCUCCACCAUGGUGUUUGAACUUUCGGCGAGCAAGCUGCUCGGCCUGGAGCCGUCGAGGUCCAAGGUUCUACGGAAGGGCUUCUUCGACUUCGUCCGAGGGCUCAUCUCCUUCCCGCUCUACUUGCCAGGAACAGCUUACUACGCAUGCAUGCAGGGACGGAUGAGCGUGAUGAAGGUGCUGCAGCAGGUGCUGGAGGAGAGGAUCAGAUCGGCUGAGGCGCUGGGAGCAGGGGAGGCACGAUGCCACGGCGACUUCCUGGACUACGUCGUGCAGGAGAUCACCAAGGAGAAGCCGGUCCUGACGGAGGGAAUGGCGCUGGACCUCAUGUUUGUGCUCCUCUUCGCCAGCUUCCACACGACGUCGCUGGCCAUCACCCUGGCCGUCAAGCUGCUCACCGACCAUCCUCGCGUCCUGGAGGAGCUCACGGUGGAGCAUGAAUCGAUUCUGAACGAGCGUGAGGCAGGCGGCGAGUCUGAUGGCGACAGAGUUACAUGGAAAGAGUACAAAUCCAUGGCAUUCACAUCCCAGGUGAUAAACGAGACGGUCCGACUGGCCAACAUUGCGCCUGGCAUCUUCAGGAAGACACUGAAAGAUGUACAGUUCAGAGGAUACACUAUUCCAGCUGGAUGGGGAGUGAUGGUCUGCCCUCUAGCGGUGCACCUGAAUCCAGAUAUUUACCCUGACCCCCUCACCUUCAGUCCUUCAAGGUUCAAGGAUAAACUAGAGGCAAACCGUGGGUCAAGGCACUUCAUGGCUUUCGGAGGAGGUCUCCGGUCUUGUGUUGGAGCAGACUUCAGCAAGCUACAAAUGGCCAUUUUCCUUCACUUUCUUGUCACCAAAUAUAGGUGGAUACAACUAGGAGGAGGCAAGAUAAUUCGGUCUCCAGGGCUAGAAUUUCCUGAUGGUUACCUCAUUCAGAUAAGACAGAGAAACUAAUCAACGCCUGCUUUCAAGUGCUGCUAGCAGUAGAAAAGGCUUUUAUGUAGUAGGUGUGGUGUACAAUUCUAUGAUGUUAUUUGAUGAAAUAACAGUUGCGUAGAGGUACUUCUAUUCAGUCAAUUUUUUGCAUUUACUCCCUCCGUCCUUGAAAGAGCAUACUUUCAACUUUGUUGGAGGGUCAAACUAUCUCAAAGUUUGACCGAGUUCGUGUAAAAAUAUAUCAAUGUUUGUGAAACCAAAUAGGUAUAUAAUGAAAAUAUAUUUUAUCA